Anolis sagrei ordinatus is the source of this 1617-nucleotide messenger RNA. RefSeq lists its product as uncharacterized. Lineage: Eukaryota; Metazoa; Chordata; Lepidosauria; Squamata; Anolidae. The record is from RefSeq and is a predicted model, not a curated record.
AUGGGUCCGACGGAGGCGCAGCUGGAGCGCGCGGUGCUGGAGACGGCCGCCGUGCUGUUGGGGGCGCUGGCGGUGCUGGCGGUGCUGAAGGCGGCGUCGGAGGGGCUGCGGCGGCGGCGGGCGGGGGCCUGGGUGGUGGUGGUGGGCGCGGGCCCGGUGGGCCUCUCCGCCGCCCUGGCCGCCCUGCGCUCGGGCAAGGUGCGGGGCCUGACCCUGCUGGAGGAGCGGCCCCGCGCCGCCCUCCUGGCCCGCCCGCAGCAGGUGGCCCUCCAGCCCCGCAGCCUCCGCUUCCUCCGCCGCCUCGGCCUCGACGUGGACAACCUGGAGGGCUGCUGGGACCAGGAGCGCUUCUUCACCCGCCUCGGCGUCUUCCAGGAGCACCUGCUCAGCCUCCUCGAGCGCCGUCGCCGCCACCGCCUCCCCCUCCGCCUCUGCCUCGGCACCAAGUUUUCAGAGGAGUUUCUGAAAAAGAACCUGUCUUCCCAUUGGCCAAACAUAGUAAUCAUAGCAGAUGGAUCCUGUGGAGAAUCAAGUACAAUCCUUGGAAUCAGCCCAGAGUAUACUGUUGAGUCUUGCAACGCCUAUGGAGCUAAUGCUGCUAUCGAGCGACCAGAUCAAAGACAGGUUCCAACCCCAGAGAUCCGUGCUCAUGGCUUGUACUUUGAUUUAUCCGCAUACGGUAUGGAUAUGUCCAAUAUGGGAAAAGAAUCUUCGGUGCCUGGAUUCCAUUUGAAAAUCUAUGGCACAUUUCGCAACCGUUACCUAGCUUUGGCAUGCCCUGCUUCAGACUCCAAAGUUGUGAGGUUUUUGCGUCACACUCUUAAUUCCACAAUCAUGAAAAACAUAUUCCACCAGUCUUUCAAUGCCUACAAGAUGGAUAUUGAACCCAGAGUCAAUGAACUGACUCUUCAUCGCAUCCAGUGCAGCCACCGGCUCUUUGAAAUCAUGCUCUCCCACCGGCGGGUUACAGCAGCUCUCUUGGAGAAAGACAAUGUUGUGGUCACCAUCGAAGGAGAAGCAGCCCGUGUGUUGAAUUUCGACACUGGCUGUGGAGUUAAUCUUGGAUUGCGAGGCUUGGAGUCGACAGAAGAAUUAAUCUAUAAAGUGGCCACGGCCAUCGAUCAGCAUGAUAUCUUUGAGGCGCUGGCAGCGAAAAUCCGGCAUUCGAAAGAAGUGGCAGAAGAUUUUAAGCAGAACGGCUUGUUUGCGGCGAUGUUUGAAUGAUCCAUUAAUGAGGAAACCUCUGUGGAGGGCUACAAGGAAUCUGUACCCCAUUGAACAUAAAACAAAAUGGAAGAUAAUCUCUCCAAUUGACAGAGGAGGUGUUAAAAACCAUAACAGGACCACUGACUUUAGUCAUAAUUAACAUUUCAAUGAGCUCAAGGCCAGAUAGAAAUAAAGGCAACAAAUCCAUGUCAUCAAAACUUAAGAUGGUAAACCUGUGUCAAAGGUAAAGAUUUCCCCUUUACAUUAAGUCUAGUCAUGUCUGACUCUGGGGGGUGGUGAUCAUCUCCAUUUUUAAGCCGAAGAGCCAGCGUUGUCCGUAGACACCUCCAAGGCCAUGUGGCUGGCAUUUAUUUAUUUAUCGUGUUGGGAGCAAACCAAACAGUUGUAUUG